UUUAUUGUAAUCCAUAUCAUUUUGGUACUGUAAAGAGCACAUUUGCCUUGAAUUAUCUGGAUUUACUCAGGAACAUGGCAUUGGCGGUGCUUUAGAGGGUUCUUCCUUGGGUUCUUACGAUAAGGAGUUUUUCGAAACUUGAAAAACGCUGAUCGUCUUUUUGUCAUUCUGAAAAGCUUUGGUCAAUUGCCUCCUGAGGAGAGAAGCUUCAAUCGAGCAGUUUAUUAUUUGAUGUUGUCUGUUGCCUAUUGUGCAGUGAAUACUCCAGAGCCGAAUCCACUCGAGCCGUAUGAUAAAAUACAACCAAGGCCUAAAGUGGUGCUUGACAAGAUUCGUGAUGUGUUGAAUAUGAAAACAAAUGAAUAUCUUUUUGUCACUUUUGACAAAGUUGGUGCUUCUGAAGGAAAGAACAAUUUCUUUGAUCUGAAAGACACAACAGGUGAUUAUCUUACGAUAUACAAUGACUUCUUUUCUGUCAUUCGAGAACUCUGUCAAUAACCCCAUUUAUCUCCUCUCAAGUUGGGAAAGCAGAGGCUGACGUAUACGCAACAACUUAACGGAUUCCUCUAAUGUUCGAUUGGAGUUAUUGUCCCGUUCUUCUUUAGAAAAGAAUCAUAUUGUUGAACAUUUGUAGAAGAGUCCCUUUGUCUGUUUGCACAGGAAAUCCUUCUGCGGGACAAGUUUUCUGUGAUGAGAAUUUUUCUACGAAAACUUGACAAAUCUAUUAUUAGAAUAUAUUGGGAGUUCGCGAGUCCAUUAACAGUCGACAUAGACAUCCGUGUGUAAUAUGGAAGUAGAAAUAAGAGUUUUCCACUAUCCAAAGAGAGAGUCAUGAUAAUAACGAAUUAUUUAUGAGCGUCUCAUACUUAUCUUGAUUGUUUCUUGUCUCAUUUACAAUUUUUCAACCAAGAAGAACGGCAAUGAUUCAAUAUGUUGUUGUAGUUAGCUCUGUUUGACCUUUGGUUUGAUUUGUACGACACCGUUCAAUUGGGUAUAAAUGAAAGCAAUCCUUU
Galdieria sulphuraria is the source of this 1013-nucleotide messenger RNA. RefSeq lists its product as uncharacterized. NCBI's taxonomy places the organism in Eukaryota, Rhodophyta, Bangiophyceae, Galdieriales, Galdieriaceae. Bases 232 to 498 code for a protein of 88 amino acids. The record is from RefSeq and is a predicted model, not a curated record. The transcript has a single exon.